ACCGCAUUACUACGUAGAUGAGAGCGCAAAAUUCAUCAGGCAUUUUAAGAAGAAAAUAACUAUUGGCUGCUGUACUGUUUUCCCAGAGAAUCGCCAGUGAAUUGUGAAUAAGAGAGACAGGAAACAUCUGGAACCAUGAGCAACCCAUACGCCCACAUUGUAGAACCUCUGGACCCACACAAACCAGACAAGAAGUUCUACAACCUCUGCAAGCUGGGAGAUCCCAGAUAUGAUCGCCUCCCGUUCUCCAUCCGGGUGCUGCUGGAAGCCGCUGUGCGCAACUGCGACGGGUUUCUUGUAAAGAAAGCUGACGUGGAGAGCAUCCUGAACUGGAAGGAGACACAGACGCAGAGUGUGGAAGUGCCUUUCAAGCCGGCAAGAGUCAUCCUGCAGGACUUCACAGGGGUGCCUGCUGUGGUGGACUUUGCUGUGAUGCGAGAUGCUGUGAAGAAACUGGGCGGCGACCCAGAGAAGAUCAACCCAGUGUGCCCAGCCGACCUGGUGAUUGAUCACUCCAUCCAGGUGGAUUUCAACAGACGGAAUGACAGUCUAAAGAAGAACCAGGAUCUGGAGUUUGAGCGAAACAGAGAGCGAUUUGAGUUUCUAAAGUGGGGGUCACAGGCUUUCCACAACAUGAGGAUCAUCCCCCCAGGAUCGGGGAUUGUUCACCAGGUGAACCUGGAAUACUUGGCCAGAGUGGUUUUUGACGAGGAUGGACUCUAUUACCCAGACAGUCUUGUUGGCACAGAUUCCCACACCACCAUGAUUGAUGGGCUGGGUGUACUUGGCUGGGGCGUUGGUGGGAUUGAAGCUGAAGCUGUGAUGCUGGGACAGCCCAUCAGCAUGGUGCUGCCAGAAGUAAUCGGAUACAGGCUGGUUGGAACUCCCCAACCUUACGUCACUUCGACAGACAUUGUCCUAACAGUCACUAAGCACCUGCGCCAGGUUGGGGUUGUGGGGAAGUUUGUGGAGUUCUUUGGUCCAGGUGUGGCUCAGCUCUCCAUUGCUGACAGAGCCACCAUCGCCAACAUGUGCCCUGAAUAUGGAGCCACAGCUGCCUUCUUCCCUGUUGACCACAUCAGCAUUAAGUAUUUGGAGCAAACAGGGAGAGAUGAGGAGAAACUGAUUUACAUUCAGCAGUACCUCAAAGCAACUGGAAUGCUGAGGGACUUCAACGACACAUCCCAGGACCCGGAUUUUACACAGGUGGUGGAUCUGGACCUCAGCACUGUGGUCUCCUGCUGCAGUGGCCCGAAGAGGCCCCAGGACAAGGUGCCUGUGCUGGACAUGAAGGAAGACUUUAAAAACUGUUUAGGAGCAAAGCAAGGAUUUAAGGGAUUCCAGGUGCCCCCUGAGCAUCACUCAGUUUUGGUCUCCUUCAAGUACCUGGAUGCAGAGUAUGAGCUGUCGCACGGGUCAGUGGUGAUAGCAGCCAUCACCAGCUGCACCAACACCAGUAACCCCUCUGUCAUGCUGGGCGCAGGGAUCUUGGCGAAGAAGGCUGUGGAACUCGGACUAAAUGUGAAGCCGUACAUAAAGACGAGCCUGUCUCCGGGCAGUGGCGUUGUCACAUACUACCUGAAGAAGAGUGGAGUGAUGAGUUAUCUCUCUGAGCUGGGGUUUGAAGUUGUGGGUUAUGGCUGUAUGACCUGCAUAGGGAACAGUGGGCCCCUCCCAGAGCCAGUAGUGGAAGCCAUCAACAAGAGCAACCUGGUGGCUGUGGGAGUCUUGUCGGGGAACAGAAACUUCGAAGGUCGCGUCCAUCCCAACACGCGCGCCAACUACUUGGCUUCCCCUCUGCUGGUCAUCGCGUAUGCCAUCGCCGGCACGGUGCGGAUAGACUUUGAGAAGGAGCCAUUGGGUGUCAGCCCUCAAGGUAAGAAUGUCUUCCUGAAGGACAUCUGGCCAACCAGGCUUGAGAUUCAGGAGGUGGAGCGGGAGUUUGUCAUUCCUGCCAUGUUCAAGGAGGUCUAUGAAAAAAUUGAGAAAGUAAAUGAGCAAUGGAAUGCUUUAAAAGCUCCCUCAGAGAAACUUUACACCUGGAAUCCCAAAUCGACCUACAUCAAACCUCCUCCUUUCUUUGAUAAUCUGACUGUAGAGCUGCAGUCGCCCAAGUCGAUCACUGAUGCGUAUGUGCUGCUGAACCUUGGGGACUCGGUGACAACGGACCACAUCUCUCCAGCGGGGAAUAUUGCACGCAACAGCCCUGCAGCACGUUACCUCGUAAACAGAGGUUUGUGCCCCCGUGAGUUCAACUCUUACGGAUCUCGCCGUGGCAACGAUGCUGUUAUGGCAAGGGGCACUUUUGCAAAUAUCCGUCUUUUCAACAAGUUCCUGAACAAGCAGGCACCAGAGACUCUGCACAUACCUUCUGGAGAAACGCUGGAUGUGUUUGAUGCUGCUGAACGGUACCAGCAGGCUGGGUUUCCUCUCAUCAUCCUGGCAGGAAAGGAGUAUGGUUCUGGGAGCUCCAGGGAUUGGGCGGCUAAGGGACCAUUUCUGCUGGGCAUCAAAGCGGUCCUGGCGGAGAGCUACGAGCGAAUCCACCGCAGUAACCUGGUGGGCAUGGGAGUCAUCCCGCUGGAAUACCUCCCUGGUGACACAGCUGAGUCGCUGGGCCUCACGGGGAGAGAGCGCUACACUAUCGUCAUCCCUGACAAACUCACGCCCCGGAUGAUUGUCAACAUCAAGCUGGACACAGGGAAGGUCAUCCAGGCCCUCGUGAGGUUUGACACAGACGUGGAGCUCACAUAUUUCCACCACGGAGGUAUCCUCAACUACAUGAUCCGCAAAAUGCUGGAGAAAUAGCGGAGGAGCCGUCAGGUGCAACAGAAGCUGGAAGUAACAUCCUUGAUCUAGGGGGAAAGCUCACAAGAGAAAGGACUGACACAGACACACAUUUCUCUGUUUUCUUUUGACCUUUGUGAUUUUUAAAUUAACCUAUAGUACACAUAAUUUUUUUGCCUGUUGGAGACAACAGUUGAAAGAGAAGGGAACACUGGAUGUUUUUUUGAAUGAGUGCAGAUACCUCAGUGUAAAUGCCAUUGCCAGCACUGGUUGACUUCUUGCCCUACCUCAUUGUCAAAUUGUCUUCAGUGUCCCAGAUAACAACAUUUUGUUACAUUGGGUGCCUAGUCAUUCGUCCUUGUGCCAUUGGCUUUGGUCGUUGGGUUUCCCUGACAGAUCCAGUCUACUUAUUUUCUUUUAGAUGUCGCUUUUUUUGUCAGUGUACUUGUGGUUGUUUACUUUAACCCUUCCUUUUAAAUCAUGAGCCAAUAUUUUAACAAAAUAACAGAGAAAUGUGGCAGUUCUCAGCAUUAUUAGCAUGUAGUUACAUACACAGUCAAGACUUCUUCUAGCAUAUCAUCUUUGUGUUGCUAGGUCCUAAUCAGUGCUCCCUAGAUGAAUUUAUGUAAUGCUCCUAAUCACUUAUUAUUAAAUCUGUAGACACCAGCAGAACGUGAGGUCUGUCAUUUCUUUAUGGUAUGGUAUGCUGCUUAUCUUCGGUUGAUCAUGGUAUAGGUAAAUGUGACAGUAUGGUUCUAUCCUGAAAUCUAAUUAAAUGUAUUUUCAAAUCAUU
This is a messenger RNA of Lepisosteus oculatus (spotted gar), 3580 nucleotides long. RefSeq names its product aconitase 1, soluble (gene aco1). Gene Ontology annotation, molecular function: 4 iron, 4 sulfur cluster binding; iron-responsive element binding; 3 iron, 4 sulfur cluster binding. Gene Ontology annotation, cellular component: cytosol; mitochondrion. Gene Ontology annotation, biological process: tricarboxylic acid cycle; citrate metabolic process. NCBI's taxonomy places the organism in Eukaryota, Metazoa, Chordata, Actinopteri, Semionotiformes, Lepisosteidae. The record is from RefSeq and is a predicted model, not a curated record.